ACAGUGAGGGAAUCCCGUUAUUUUACAGCAUUCAAAGACUAUAAACACUCGGAGCAGGGAAGGAAGUGGCCUUUCCCUCUCUAGUAACCCACAUCUCAGCGCCGAGAACUGCCUUCACUUCAGGAACACGCUCAGCCCCGGCCGGAGCCCUCUUUGCCCCUCCAGCCCCACGCGAGGCGGCCGCAGAAGGGGCUCCCUCUCCUCCAGCCCCAGCGCCUGAAUAUGGUUUAAAGGAGAUUUUUCCUUUUUUUUUUCCUUUUUUUUUUUCCCCUUCCCCCCGGCCACCGCUUUAUUUAUUUUUUUUUAUUUUUUUUUUUUAUUUUUGUAAUUAUUUUUAAAUCCUCAUGCAGAGAGAAACUGCCUGCAGGCUGGUUCAUUACCACCACAUCAUGAGGUCUAUGGAUCCAGAAGAACCGACUCCACAUAAAACCAACAGCCCACCCACUGGAGUUUCAUACGCUUAUGAUGUCUCGGACUAUGGCCUCAAGCCAUGCCCCCUGGCUUAUCCUAAUCUUUCUGCAGAUCCCAUGGGCAGAUAUGGACAGCCAGAUAGCAUAGGGACAGCACCUACAUACCCUGCAAACACUGCAGGGGCCUCUGCUCUGAGCCCUAGGAUUGAGAUCACUCCAUCUCAUGAACUGAUUCAUGCAGGGGGUCCCUUCCGCAGCAAAGACACAGAUCUUUUGGUAGAGCAUCAGUCCAACUCAGCUACCACUAGCCCAAGGUUUACCUUGCCUGUCCCUGGCUUUGAGGGCUACAGAGAACCGCUGUGUUUGAGCCCCGCUAGUAGUGGCUCAUCUGCAAGUUUCAUUUCAGAGACAAAUUUCUCUCCUUACACAUCACCAUGUGUUUCACCAAAUAAUGGUCCUAGUGAUGACCUUUGUCCACAGUUUCAAAACAUCCAUACUCAUUAUUCUCCUAGAACCUCUCCAAUAAUGUCACCACGAACAAGCAUCACGGAGGAAACCUGCUUGGGACCACAUUCACCAUCACCCCGUCCCAACUCAAGGUCUUCGUCACCAGGUGCAAAACGGAGACACUCUUUCACUGAGCCCUACAGCACUCAGCCGCUUUCCACAUCUCCACGACAGUCAAGGACCCCCUCUCCCCAACCCUCUCCUCGCAUCACCUUGAGAGAAGACAGCUCUGCGCUCACUUACACCCAGCUGCCCAGCUCGUCGAGUCUCAUGGAUGCUAUGAACAGCCUCAGUACAGACUCUUCUUGUGGUAUUCCUACAAAAAUUUGGAAAACCAGCUCUGAUCCCUCAUCAGUGCCUUCUCACAAAAACAGCCUUCCGUGUCACAUCUUUCAGACGGUUGACUAUCCUGGGCCUUGCGAUCAGGAGGAGAGGAGAAACUCAGCACCUGAAUCCAUUUUGUUAGUACCUCCAUCCUGGCCAAAGCAACUGGUGCCUGCCAUACCCAUCUGCAGUGUACCUGUUGCAUCCCUCCCGCCUCUGGAGUGGCCGCUUUCCAGUCAGUCUGGCUCUUACGAACUGCGGAUUGAAGUUCAGCCAAAGCCCCAUCAUCGUGCACACUAUGAGACGGAGGGGAGUCGAGGAGCAGUCAAAGCACCAACAGGGGGCCAUCCCGUGGUCCAGCUUCAUGGUUACAUGGAGAACAAGCCCCUGGGUCUCCAGAUCUUCAUUGGGACAGCAGAUGAACGGAUACUUAAACCUCAUGCUUUCUAUCAAGUCCAUCGCAUUACCGGGAAAACGGUCACCACUACCAGCUAUGAGAAAAUCAUUGGCAACACCAAAGUUCUUGAGAUCCCUUUGGAGCCCAAAAACAACAUGAAAGCAACCAUUGACUGUGCGGGGAUUUUGAAGCUGAGGAACGCCGACAUCGAAUUGCGGAAGGGAGAGACGGACAUUGGCAGGAAGAACACCCGGGUGCGGCUCGUCUUCCGUGUGCACAUCCCCGAAGCCAGCGGAAGAAUUGUGUCCUUGCAAGCGGCGUCUAAUCCCAUUGAAUGCUCCCAAAGGUCUGCUCACGAACUUCCAAUGGUUGAAAGACAAGAUAUCGAUAGCUGCCUGGUUUAUGGUGGGCAGCAGAUGAUCCUGACUGGUCAGAACUUCACAACAGAGUCGAAGGUUAUAUUCACAGAGAAGACCCCAGAUGGGCAGCAGAUCUGGGAGAUGGAGGCCACCGUGGAUAAAGACAAGAGCCAGCCUAGCAUGCUUUUUGUAGAGAUACCAGAGUAUCGUAACAAGCACAUUCGUACGCCUGUGAAGGUGAAUUUCUAUGUCAUCAAUGGGAAAAGAAAAAGAAGCCAGCCACAACAUUUUACAUUUCACCCAGUGCCAUCAAUCAAAACAGAGCCCAUUGAUGACUAUGAUCCAGCCUUAAUCUGCAACACAGUACACAGUGGUCUGGGAACUGUAACACAGCCUUACUAUUCACAGCACACAAUGGUCACCGAAUCCCCUUCCUGUCUUGUGGCCACUAUGGCUUCCUGCCAGCAGUUGCGUUCAGGCCUGUCUUCUCCUGAUUCUCGAUACCACCAGCAAAACCCAGCAGCUGUAAUAUACCAAAGAAGCAAGAGCCUUAGUCCAAGCCAGUUGGGCUACCAGCAAUCCAGUUUGAUGGCCACACAGGUUUCUAUUUCAGAUGCACACAGAUCAGUGCUGGUGCAUGCUGGUUCCCCAGGCCAAACCUCGGCAGUGCUCCAUCACUCUCCAGCCAAUCAACAAUCUUCUCCUGUGAUUCACUAUUCUCCAACCAAUCAGCAGUUGAGGUGUGGAAGCCAUCAAGAGUUCCAGCAUAUCACAUGCUGUGAAAAUUUUACGUCCAACGUAGCAAGACCCAGCCAGCCUCAGGUCAGUCAAGCACAAAGGAUAAGUCCAAGUUCAUAUCCAACCGUGAUUCAGCAACAGACGGCCACAAGCCAGAGAGCAGCAAAAAAUGGACAACCAGUUAGCGAUCAGAAAGAAGUAUUACCAGCUGGAGUCACCAUUAAGCAGGAACAGAAUCUGGACCAGGCAUAUCUGGAUGAUGUUAAUGAAAUUAUCAGGAAGGAGUUUUCUGGACUCCCUGCCAGAAAUCAAACAUAGAAGAAGAAAUUUGUGAGACAACUUUUACUGAAUCCUUCCAUAACUGACCUCUUAGAUCCUUCCACCGCCCCUACAACCUCCUGCUUCCUUAACUGUUCAUCUCAAGGCACCGAUUCAAUGCAAGGAACAAUGUACUGGCAUCAAGCUGACAGCCUUGACUAAGCAACUCACCACCUCUCUCUGUAAACAUCAAAAAGGACACCCUUCCUUUAAUCCAAAGAUCAUUGUUCUCAUAUACCAAAGCAUGUGUCUAAGGAAACUCUUCGUGCCUGUUGCAGAAAAACACACACACACACACACGCACGCACGUGCUUGCGUGUGUGUGUUUCCUAGUAAUAAGGGAGUAGAAAGUUGUCACUCCAGAGCUCUGUAAAGCCAUUGGGUUUGUAUAUUUGUGCUUAUUUAGAUAAUAUGGAAAAUGGGGGAAGAGAGCUCCCAUGCAUUUUAUAUAAGAAUAACACCACUUGCCUUAAAGUAACAGUACAUUUUCUCCCAGGUCGUAAGCCCGUUAAAAAGGUGGAUUAGCCAUUCUUAAUCCAAAUUUUAUUGCUGGGGGGAAACCAAGUCAUAGGGAGGCUAAGUUACUUGCCAAAGAUUGCACAGGUCGCUGACUAACGUGAGAACAGAACCAGUUUUUUCUGACUCUGAGCCCUGUGCUCAGAACACCAAACAGUAGGUGCCCAGUGAAUCCAGGGCCUUUCAUUUUUCUCAUCCGAGCUGUUAUGCCUUUGUAGAAGAGGGAUGCUUGAAAAGAACUAACAAAGAGGUCAACUUAAUAUUUCCAAGCAACAGCCCAAGUUAAAUGAAGCCUAGAAAAUGAAGAUGCAUCUGGUAGUGUUAGAGAAAUCUAUUCUAAACAGAAUGAUGCCCAUCCCAAGAAUUUGUGGUUGGCCCAAGCGAAUGUUCAGCUAAUGCAUAUACAGCUCCUUAGAUUUUUUGAUAAUGAAAUCUGCUGUUUAUUUUAAGAUAGAGCUUACCUUCAAUUCCUAACUGUUCUCGUUUAGCAGCCAGAAUAUUUAACCACACAAGCUUCAGGGGAAAGUAGUUACAUCCAAAAGAAACCACAGUUUUUCAAAGCCAGUGGCAAUUUCUAGAGGCGUUAUUUCAUUGUCAGCUUACUAAGGUAGCUAUACAUUGCUUGUGAUGCCAACACAUAGCUUUGAAUGUGCUGUACUGAUGAAUACUUAUCACUAUAAAGAGACUAUCUAACAUCACUGACAUCAACAAUUAGUCACCUAGUAAGCUUUCUGAGUUUUAUGCUGUCAUUUUUAACACAUCAUUGCUAUGUUGGCCUGACAACAUGCAUGGCAUGCACUGAUCAUAAAUAUAUAGUGAGGGCUAAGCAUGAUAGUUAGUCCAUCAAAUAAUAAUCUUUUGUACAGAAAUCAAUAGCCUUUAGAAGCUCCU
Gavialis gangeticus (Gharial) is the source of this 4460-nucleotide messenger RNA. RefSeq names its product nuclear factor of activated T-cells 2 (gene NFATC2). The record is from RefSeq and is a predicted model, not a curated record. Gene Ontology annotation, cellular component: transcription regulator complex. Gene Ontology annotation, biological process: calcineurin-NFAT signaling cascade; cytokine production; regulation of transcription by RNA polymerase II. The transcript has 10 exons. Lineage: Eukaryota; Metazoa; Chordata; Crocodylia; Gavialidae. Gene Ontology annotation, molecular function: transcription factor binding; RNA polymerase II cis-regulatory region sequence-specific DNA binding; DNA-binding transcription factor activity, RNA polymerase II-specific. Bases 345 to 3053 code for a protein of 902 amino acids.